This is a messenger RNA of Suillus discolor, 1446 nucleotides long. RefSeq lists its product as uncharacterized. The coding region runs from base 270 to 1157 and encodes 295 amino acids. Gene Ontology annotation, molecular function: DNA-binding transcription factor activity. The transcript is spliced from 7 exons. Gene Ontology annotation, biological process: regulation of DNA-templated transcription. Lineage: Eukaryota; Fungi; Basidiomycota; Agaricomycetes; Boletales; Suillaceae. The record is from RefSeq and is a predicted model, not a curated record.
AUUAUCUUCAAUGCAACAUAGGAAGGUAAGUUGCGGUACUUGGGGUGAACCGCCGGGGGGCAAGGUAAAAUAAUUGAUCAAAGGAUUUCCGUGAACACUCAGACAUUGUAAUGUAAUGCAAUGGAGUCGGAGAAGGGUCGCAUUGAAGACAUGUCGGCUGACUUUUCAAAGCGAAUAAUUCGGAAUCCGAGGCACUGAAUUCUUUUGGAAUAGUUGCGAUGGCUUGGGCGUCUGAGUGGAGUCCUUUCAACGUUACGUUAUAACGUUACAUGUCCUCGAUGGCUCACUCCGCUGCUGAAUCUGUCUCGUCACAACCCGAUCGUCCAGAGCGUAGCCGUAAUGCUAAAGCUCAAGCUCGCCAUCGUGCAAAGCGAAAGGCCUACAUCGAGCAGCUCGAACAAACUGUCACUAAACUACAAACUGCUUUGGGCUUUACCCCAGACCAAGUGGCGGCUUUACCGCCCCCCUUGGUCAAGAUUCGUGAGCUCGAGCAAGAAAAUACUCGCUUGCAGAAAGAAAAUGAAGAAAUGAGACGUUUGUUGGAAUCUGACCAUCGAGCUGGUCAUUUGUCCUCCGACUAUCGUCGGCACUCCAUGUCCAACUUCCACGACACUCGCAACUGUGACCGCGACUUCAAGAAACGAAAAAUGGAUGAUCUCUACAUGCCGCAAGACGCCCCUCAUGGUGAUCGUCCACCUCCACUUACCAUUCCGCAGCCAAUUUCCCAUCACCAGUAUGGCAAUAUACCCUCCCACAAUGGCACAUCUGGUCAUGGCGGUGUUUCAGGCAACUCCUCCUCGCUCUUUAAUUUGCACGCUCCCGCUUUUCAUCACCUUCCUCAUACUCCGUCCGGAUCAAGUUCAACUUCAAGUCCUCCAUUUUCGCAGCCCACCCAAAUGCAACACUCAUCGCAUUCCCCGGUCAACAGUCGUCCAAGUUCAUUGUCGCAUCACCCACUUCCAAGCAACUACCAUUCCAAUCAUUACGGAUCCGUCAAAGUUGAAGACGAUCAUUACAGCUCAUCAAACCAUCAUAACCAUAAUGGGCCCUCAAACCAUUACCACACUACUCUCCCUCCAUUUGCCCAAACUGUGCCAGAAGCUGAAGUGGAUAACUGGCAUGCUUAUUCGGCCGAACGUGCCCAGGUUCAUCGGUAGAACCGAAAUACGUCGAAUUGUUGUUCUCUUCUUUUGGACUGAUCGGUUUAGAUGAUACCCCCGCUCUAUUGCUAUCACUGUCUCGCUGCAUCUCGUCUAGCUCUCUUUGCCGCAUCGCUAUUUCUAGAGCCUACGAACAACCUACUACUUCUAAUUUUUGCGCUUCGCUAUUGUAAAAAGUUAUCACGCAUUCUAGUGGAUAUAUGUGCAUGAAUUGUAUAAUCUUGAUACUUAUUGUAAUGUAAGUAGGUGUGUGUUAUGAGUAUUAUUGUUGCGACUUGUAUCUACG